AGUUGCCUGUGUGCGCACUUGCUUGUUUAAUGUUGCUGUUUAGGGAGCUUUGCAUCAAACACAGAAAUGGCGUGAUAUGUAUUACUUAAUGGAUCUACAAAGUAUGAACAUGGUCGCCGAAUUCGUUCUGGUCGUUCUUUCUUUUUUGCAAAGUGCGUCUGAAGUGUCUGCCAUCUUGCCCAGCCCUCGCAACCUGAGUCUACAGACCCUAAAUACUCAAUACAUUCUGAAGUGGGAAUGGGAACAGCAGACUCCAGCCAAUCAGAGCGUCACCUUCACUGCCCAGUAUCUACAUACAUUCAAAAUCGUAAGGAAAAAACAGGACUGGACCCUGGUGUGCAACGCCACAUUGGACAUGCAGUGUGAUUUCUCCCACUCCCAGAUGCACUACCUAGGGAAAUAUGUGCUCCGGGUCAGGGCUGACAGCGCAGGGGAGAGCUCAGAGUGGGUCCAGACUUCUGUGUUCUGCCCUGACCAGGAUGGAGACCUGGGCCCACCCUCUAAAGUGGAGGUGGUCCCUGGCAACGGAUUGCUAAGGGUAUGGAUUUCUGACCCCUUAACCAGUAACAACAAGUCCAUGAGAGAGACGCUGUUGCCCAGCCUAUAUUUCUUUAUCCAGUACUGGAAGCAGACCAAGAAUGGGGUGGACGGUAGCAGAGUUUUAAGAACAAGUAACAAUGAGGUGACGCUGUUGAACCUGCAGAGCUGGACCACUUACUGCGUGAGAGUGCGCUCUCAUUUUGACUUCUACAAUAAAACCAGCCAUUUCAGCCCUGCUCUUUGCAUGAAAACCACAGGGCAGGUACCCGCCUGGCUGGUCAUCCUGGCACUGUGCCUUGUGUUGGCAGCACUGUUCUUUGGCCUCUACAGAUCACUGCCCCUGAUCAAAUCCACCUUCUUCCCCUCCGCACAGCUUCCAGUCAGCAUGUACCCGUGCGACUCCUCUGGGCCAGACUGGGCUCACCUCCUGGCUGCAGAGACGCCGGUGGAGGUGUUCUGUGAGAAGCUGGAAGUGUGCCCCAAGGAGAUGCCACCCGAAACGCAGGCCCUGCCUGACCCCCCCAGGCACAGCCACCAGGGCAGCCACGACUCAGGGGUAUACUCCUCAUCCGAGGGGUCAGGCCAGCUGGGCGGGGCAUCUGAGCAGACUGACAUGGCAUCGGGACAGAUGGGCGUGGCCACAGGGCAGGUGAACCUAGCAGCGCGGGGGCUGGACUCUGGGAUCGGGAGAAUCGGCAGUGCCCCCGGUGGUGACAGUUGGACGGACUCUCAUAAGAGAGCUCUGGAAGAGGAAAACAAAAACAACACCUGAAAUCGCAUGUACUGUAAAACCCACUGAUGCUGAGUGGGUGGAAAAUAUCACAAAAUGAGCCAGUGUUCAAUAGUUCAAAGAACAGAAACAAAAAGAAAUGUAUGCAAAUGAGCAGCAUCUAAUUUAAUUUUUUUUAAUUUGCUUUUAGUGAGGAGGACAUGAUGUCGUAAGUGUGACACUGCCACUCACCCUCGUAUCAAUGCAUUAAAUACCUCUACCUCAGGGAUUGGGAAAGGGACUCACCCUGUGCUGUGUGCUGAUGCACCCCACUGGCUGCUGACUUUAACUUAUAGCUGCUGAAAUGAGUAAAAGUCAUCCUGUCACAUGACCUGUAUUGGUGAAUAUUAGUGGCCCUGACUGAAAGCAGCAUGAAAUGUGUCAUUGUUAAUUUGCAGUUAGACAAUUGAGUUAUGGUAUAAUAUGCCAAACUACUACAGCCAGUAGUAGUACAGUUUGAUGGUGUUGGAGAGAGGCCUUUAAAAUGAAGGCAUAUGUGCCUUCUUGCAAAGCUGUGGGGGUUUCCGUGGAGACGAGAAGGCCGAAAAGGUCCUAGCUCAGGGGUGGGGCGCGGGAUCCCUGUUCUACCUGCUAAAAGCUACAGAGGGAAGGACAUGCUGAAUGUGCUUUCAGUGGGACCCUCCCAGCAGCCGUCCCACAGGCCUCGUGGUUCCAGCAGUCCCGUGAGGGGCGUGGCCAGCCCUGGUCCCAGAGGACUGCAGGGUCUGGCUCCCGCUUGUUAUUACCGCCCAGGAACGCAGGCGAGGUGAGAAUCGUGAGGUCAGCUCCAUCAGCGAUGGAGUCCGAGUGUCCAGGUGCUGACUGAAAGCUGACUGAGUGCUGUGGCUCUCCAGAACCCGGUUUGGGGAUCCCGGCUCAAAUCCAGGGGCAGCCCUGGUCCAGAGAAGCGAUUCUGACCUCGCAGGAAUAGGUGCGCGGUGUUGUCCCACCCAUCAGAGCAGCUGGUGUGUUGUCUGCCAGUUGAUUCUAGCAGAAACGCUCGCAGUCCUGAUUCUGCUUUUGUUAGCGAGCCGACACCUACCGUGCUGCUGCAGGUGUGCUUGUUAAUGGAAGGAAAUCUUGAGCCUUAAAGAAGUGAAUCUUUUGUUUUUAACCCACUUCUUAUUAUAACCCUCCCACUUCCCCUUUUUAAAACGUCUUCCCCCGGUGGGAUGUGAAUGUGUGUCUGAUUUACCAGUUCAACGGCUGAAGUUAAAACCCUCCACUGUCCACAACAUGCAUUUGACCUUUGAAUUGCAGGGUUUUCCUCAAACUGUCUGACAGUGAUGCUGCACCACCUUGUGAACUUGUGGCACCACCUUGUAAAGUUUCCUUUUAGCCCAACUGAUAACAUCAGUUAUGGUAUUAUCUGAUAUCAUGACAAGACACCUCAAUGCCAUGCUGUCAUAACCCUAACCCUGAACUCGGUAGCACAGGGAAGCGUGUGUAGGCUGAACUCGGUAGCACAGGGAAGCGUGUGUAGGCUGAACUCGGUAGCACAGGGAAGCGUGUGUAGGCUGAACUCGGUAGCACAGGGAAGCGUGUGUAGGCUAUUUUGUGUUGGGGAGUGGUCAGAAUAUUGCCAACGCAUGGAUGAGCUUCCCCAUUCUGUAGUGUGUGCACGUCUCAUGCUGCUGAUAUUAAAACAGUAAUGUUAAAAUGUUUUUUUAUUUUUUAAAUUCCUUAUAUGUGCCCUCCAAGGGUAAAAAAAAAAGCAGCUUUUAAUGGAAAUCUUGAUUGUUAAAUUUAAGUUCAAUGAAUUUUUAUGUAUGUG
This is a messenger RNA of Anguilla anguilla (European eel), 3083 nucleotides long. Its product is annotated as interferon alpha/beta receptor 1b-like. Gene Ontology annotation, molecular function: interferon receptor activity; protein binding. Lineage: Eukaryota; Metazoa; Chordata; Actinopteri; Anguilliformes; Anguillidae. The record is from RefSeq and is a predicted model, not a curated record. The transcript is spliced from 7 exons. Bases 77 to 1312 code for a protein of 411 amino acids.